CCGACAGAGCGGAGCUUUCAAGCCUUCGCUGGUUUCUCCUCCCCAUUAACGGCGGCGGCGGCGGCGGCGGCUCGGGACCAUGGUGCUCGACUUGGACCUUUUCCGCGCCGACAAAGGCGGCGAUCCCGAGCUGGUGCGUGAGACGCAGCGCAAGCGCUUCAAGGACCCGGCUCUCGUGGACGCACUGGUGGACGCCGACGGGGCCUGGCGGAGAUGCAGAUUCCGUGCAGACAAUCUGAACAAACUGAAGAACUUGUGCAGCAAAACUAUAGGUGACAAAAUGAAGAAAAAAGAGCCGGUGGGAAAUGAUGAUCACAUUCCUGCAAAUGCACAAAAUCUUGAAGAACUCACAGCAGACAUCUUAGUAGGUCUUCAAGUAAACCAAAUAAAGAAAGUCCGCUGUCUAAUUGAUGAAGCGAUACUGAAGUGUGAUGAAGAGCGCUUGAAGCUGGAAGCAGAGCGGUUUGAGAACCUCAGGGAAAUUGGAAAUCUCCUUCACCCUUCUGUGCCUAUCAGCAAUGAUGAAGAUGUAGAUAACAAAGUGGAGAAGUUAUGGGGAGAUUGCACCGUGAGGAAAAAGUACUCUCACGUGGACCUGGUUGUCAUGGUGGAUGGCUAUGAGGGUGAAAAGGGAGCCAUUGUAGCUGGAAGCAGAGGAUACUUUCUCAAGGGUCCCCUGGUUUUUCUAGAGCAAGCUCUCCUUCAGUAUGCCCUGCAGACGCUGUUCAGCAAAGGAUACACCCCUGUUUAUACCCCCUUCUUCAUGAGAAAAGAAGUAAUGCAGGAAGUGGCCCAGCUAAGCCAGUUUGAUGAAGAGCUCUACAAGGUGCUUGGUAAAGGCAGUGAAAAGAGCGAUGAUAGCACCAUUGAUGAGAAAUAUCUGAUUGCUACAUCUGAACAGCCCAUUGCAGCUUUGCACAGGGAUGAAUGGCUGAAGCCAGAGGAUCUGCCCAUCAGAUACGCUGGGCUGUCUACCUGCUUCCGCCAGGAAGUUGGCUCACAUGGCCGUGAUACUAGAGGCAUUUUCCGGGUGCACCAGUUUGAAAAGAUUGAGCAGUUUGUCUAUGCGUCACCUCAUGAUAACAAGUCUUGGGAGAUGUUCGAGGAGAUGAUUGCAACUGCUGAGGACUUCUAUCAGUCUCUGGGCAUCCCUUAUCACAUUGUGAAUAUUGUUUCAGGCUCCUUGAAUCAUGCUGCCAGUAAGAAGCUGGAUCUGGAGGCAUGGUUCCCGGGUUCGGGAGCUUUUCGUGAACUUGUUUCUUGCUCAAACUGCACUGACUACCAGGCACGUCGGUUACGGAUCCGCUAUGGGCAAACCAAGAAGAUGAUGGACAAAGUGGAGUUUGUACAUAUGCUCAAUGCCACCAUGUGUGCCACAACACGCACUAUCUGUGCUAUUCUGGAGAACUAUCAGACGGAGGAAGGAAUUGUUGUACCAGAGAAAUUAAGGGACUUCAUGCCACCAGGGCUGAAAGAAAUGAUAAAAUUUGUGAAACCUGCUCCUAUCGAUCAGGAACUGUCCAAGAAGCAGAAGAAGCAGCACGAGGGAGGCAAAAAGAAAUCAGCUGAUGGCGACUGUGCUCUGGAAGGGAAGAUGCAGAGCAUGGAAGUGAACAGUCCCUGAAGCAGCUUCUCAUGGUGCUUUUACUGAUGUUGCACUGUUAAGUGUGUAACACUGAAGGGGGCAGGUUGGUCUUGGAUAGGAAUUGCUGCUUCAUCUCGUCCCUCCGAUCACCAUGUGCAAGUUACUUUUUCAUCUUCGCUUCUACCCUCUGUAGCACUGGAAGGUGACACUUCAUACAUUGGCUAUGAGAAUCCACUGGUAUUUAUCUGCACUUUGAAUGUGGAAAGCACUGCAGGUGGCCAGCUAUUUCCCCAGCAGUUAUGUUAAUUAUCUGCUCAAGCCCCUUGUUGCAAAUCCAAGAAGAGGGAACAAAGUGCUGCAUAAAGUUCAUUUACUGAAAAUCUCUGUAUAGCAGAAACAAGAUGGGGGUAAAGCACUGAUCAAAAGGGAAAAUAAGUACAGACAUGUCUGUAAUGUUGCUGUCAAGAUGGUCUUUGCAUAAUCAUAGGAUUUUAUCUGAUUUAAUGGGAAUAAGUGAAUAAAACAGUAAAAAUGGA
This is a messenger RNA of Elgaria multicarinata webbii, 2121 nucleotides long. It is a transcript of the gene SARS1, whose product is annotated as seryl-tRNA synthetase 1. The coding region runs from base 80 to 1624 and encodes 514 amino acids. The record is from RefSeq and is a predicted model, not a curated record. Gene Ontology annotation, molecular function: serine-tRNA ligase activity; tRNA binding; ATP binding. The transcript has 11 exons. NCBI's taxonomy places the organism in Eukaryota, Metazoa, Chordata, Lepidosauria, Squamata, Anguidae. Gene Ontology annotation, cellular component: cytosol. Gene Ontology annotation, biological process: seryl-tRNA aminoacylation.